This is a messenger RNA of Thalassophryne amazonica, 750 nucleotides long. Its product is annotated as oocyte zinc finger protein XlCOF15-like. Gene Ontology annotation, molecular function: DNA-binding transcription activator activity, RNA polymerase II-specific; RNA polymerase II cis-regulatory region sequence-specific DNA binding. The record is from RefSeq and is a predicted model, not a curated record. The transcript has a single exon. NCBI's taxonomy places the organism in Eukaryota, Metazoa, Chordata, Actinopteri, Batrachoidiformes, Batrachoididae. Gene Ontology annotation, cellular component: nucleus. The annotation marks the transcript as partial. Gene Ontology annotation, biological process: regulation of transcription by RNA polymerase II.
GGUCGAAGAUAUGUACGAAAGAGCCACCUGAACAGACACAUGAUGAUUCAUACAGGACAAAAACCAUUUGUCUGUUCUGAGUGUGGUAAAAGAUUUGGACAAAAGAACAGCCUGAACAAACACAUGAUAAUUCAUACAGGACAAAAAUCAUUUGUCUGUUCUGAGUGUGGUAAAAGAUUUGGACUAAAGAGCAACCUGAACACACACAUGAUAACUCAUACAGGACAAAAAGCAUUUGUCUGUUCUGAGUGUGGUAAAAGAUUUGGGCGAACGAACAGCCUGAACCAACACAUGAUAAUUCAUACAGGUCAAAAACCAUUUGUCUGUUCUGAGUGUGGUAAAAGAUUUGGACGAAAGAACAGCCUGAAUGAACACAUGAAAAUUCAUACAGGCCAAAAACCAUUUGUCUGUUCUGAGUGUGGCAAAAGAUUUGGACGAAAGAACAGCCUGAAUGAACACAUGAAAAGUCAUACAGAACAAAAACCAUUUGUCUGUUCUGAAUGUGGUCGAAGAUUUGGACAAAACAGCCAGCUGAAAAUACACAUGAUAAUUCAUACAGGACAAAAAGCAUUUGUCUGUUCCGAGUGUGGUAAAAGAUUUCGACGAAAGAACGGCUUGAACGAACAUAUGAUAAUUCACACAGGACAAAAACUACUUGUCUGUUCUGAAUGUGGUCGAAGAUUUGGACAAAAGAGCCACCUGAAAAUGCACAUGAUAAUUCAUACAGGACAAAAAUCAUUUGUCUGUUCU